Messenger RNA from Pectinophora gossypiella (pink bollworm), 2259 nucleotides. RefSeq names its product retinol dehydrogenase 14-like. The transcript is spliced from 5 exons. Bases 139 to 1143 code for a protein of 334 amino acids. Lineage: Eukaryota; Metazoa; Arthropoda; Insecta; Lepidoptera; Gelechiidae. The record is from RefSeq and is a predicted model, not a curated record.
CGAUUUGACCGAAUGACAUUUGGUUUGGUUUGGCAGUUCAAAGAGCAGACGUUUUCCAUGGGCUUCUACGUUUUUUAGCGAGAAAAUUGAAAAUUCAUACAUUUGUUUUGUGUUAAAAUUCGUCGUUGAUCGUUAGUGAUGGUGUCGUCACAGGUUAUUUACGCGGCGGUGCCGAUUUCAGUGAUCGUCGCUAUCGGCUUACUACGCAAAUGGAAGUCCAGGAGUUGGGCAAAGUGCUUGAGUAACACAUGCUUGAGGGGUAAAACAUUUAUCAUCACUGGGGCUAACAGUGGGAUAGGCCUGGAAACAGCCAAGGCACUGGUGCGGAGGAAGGCGCGAGUCAUAUUCGCAUGCCGCGAUAUCGCGAAGGCCAAACAGGCCAUCGCUGAUAUUAGGCGGGAGCAACCGAGUGGCGGCGAACUGAUUCCCAUGCAGCUAGACCUGUCAUCACUGGCAUCAAUAGAAAAUUUUGUUGAAGUCGUUAAAGCAGGCUUCUACAAGAUUGAUGUGCUCAUCAACAACGCUGGUGUGGUGAUACCAUUGAGCCAAGAUGAGAAGACUAAAGAAGGAUUUGAGGUGCACCUGGGAAUCAACCACUUGGGACACUUUCAUUUGACUAAUUUACUCCUGGAUUUGCUGAAGAGGGCUUCACCUAGUAGAAUCGUGGUAGUAUCAUCAACACUUCACGAGAAAGGAAAGAUAGAUUUCGAGGAUCUGAAUUUACGAUCUGAAAUUGAAAAUGCGAAGAAACGGAAGAGCGAUGCGCGUCACAACCCUGGCUACAGCAACUCAAAGCUGAUGAAUGCUUACUUCGUGAGGGCACUGGCAGACAGAUUGAGAGGAACCGGAAUCGAUGUCAACGCCUGCUGCCCAGGAUUCUGCUAUACUAACUUGUUCAGACAUUCAAUAAGAUGGUACCACUACGUUCUGAUGGCGCCAAUAUUCCUUCUCUUCAUGAGAUCGGCCAAACAAGGCUCCGAAACAGUUGUAUACUGCGCAACGGAUUACAGCAUCGAGGGCAACAGCGGCAAGUUCUAUCGGGACUGCGCAGAGUACGAAUCGAAAUACCCCUUCGACAAGGAGGUGGAAGUCAAGCUGUGGAACGUCAGUGAGGAGAUGAUCAAGGCCAGGAAACCCUUGUGAAUGACGACAGAAAUAUAACCCCUCUGAAUGAACUACACACCUCGCUGAUACGACCUUGACGCGCGGUGCCUACUUAAUUCACACGGGUUAUAAGGGUGUACAGUAGGAACGGGUAGAAUUUAGUGAAUGGGCCUUUAAAGUUCCAUAGAACCCCGGACGGGGCAACACCGCCCACAAAUAAUGUAGAAGCCGUGUAAAACGUCUCAUUUUAGACAUGAUUUUAUUUCCCCGUGCUAUGUUUUAGCAGUUAUUUUAUUUACUAACUUACAUGCUCUAAAGGUGUUCGUAUAAAAAAGACGAAGUACAAUGGUUGUAUGAAAUAAUUACAUUAAUUAAUAUUAAACAUAUUAAGGCUUAAAAGGCUUUCUUGAACUGCGUACUUAUACUAGAAAAUCAGUCUGAAAAUACGUACAUUAUAGAUAAUAUAAAAUUUUGUAAGAGUACAACUUUGUUUUUGUUGUAUCACUAGAACUACACGUAGUUUGAUGACGUCAAUACUGUUAUAAUUAUAUGAACAGACAGACAAACAGAACUAGAGGGCUAAAAGGCAACAUUGAAGCAAUUCAUCUAAAUAAGCAAUAUUGCAAUUUGACAUUUGCGCAUAUAAAAUUAAGUGCGCAGUGCAAAUAAAUGUCAAAUAGCAAUAUUGGUUUCUUAGAUGAAUUGCUUCGAUGUGGCCAUUUUAACCCCCCUGAAUGUAUUCGGAGAAAUUACAAGCAUGAGUGCGUGAAUACGAAAAAAGAAACGCUUAUAAAAGCAUACCAAAACAAAAGCGUCGCGCACAAAUAACUAAUCAUGUAUUUCGGCAGAGGUGAACGCGUGCGCUUGAGAACUCCAUUUUAUAAUUUCUCUCAGAGAACCCUGAAAGCAGCCCCGAACAUGUUUAUCGUAAUUAGCGCCGUAUUACAGGGUAGUUAUGGUGCCUUAUUCUUGUGCCAUAUUGUGAGUUUCAUUUUUUGUAAAGCACCAUUAUAUUAUUGUGUUUUUGUCUUAGUAUGAUACGUAAUUUGGUCCGUAUUGUGGACCACGGACACAUUAUGGUAUAUUAGCUUCUUUCCCUUCAGCCGCGUUCAUAACCAUUUUUAUAACUGGCGGGGUAAAAAGGCCACAUAUAGG